Molecule: messenger RNA, 880 nt
Organism: Arabidopsis arenosa
Lineage: Eukaryota; Viridiplantae; Streptophyta; Magnoliopsida; Brassicales; Brassicaceae
Source: the annotation of a GenBank genome assembly
AUCUGUCGCCUGUACCGUCGAGCAACGCCUGAAGCCGGAACUUGUUUCACCGUGAGAACCAAUCUCUCGCCGCCUUGUUGUCUCAAACAUUCGCUGGCCCCCAUCGACGCAUCCAACCACUCUCCUCCACAUCUACCACUAGCGAGAGUGCUACAUCUCCGGUGGAGCAGCCACCGCCGCAUGAGAAUCCAGUCAUCUCUGAACUCAUUUCCGCCGCUCCUCCCUCUCCGCCGCCACAAAUUACGAUGAUGGAUAUUGUGAAUAGCAACGGAAUUUUAACAGAUCAAUUGAUUGAUGAAGAACCAUCUUUUUACAAAUAUUUGGAUAGCGAAGAGUAUGCUGAGAAGUAUCGAAGAUACGAAGCUGACUUUAGGAAGUAUCUCAUGGAUAAGCACUUCUCUGAAGUGGAUGAGUAUGAGGAGACAACUACAAUUGAUGGUGAAACCAUUUGUUCAAGCGUGUGGCCUUGUGCACGUUGGUAUGCAGACCCGGAUGCUUCGUUUGUAGACCCGCCACAAUGCAUAGAAGAAGAAGAAGAAGAUGAAGAAGAAGAAGAAGUAGGAGAAGUAGAAGAAAUGGAAGAAGUAGAAGAGGUUGAAGAAGAAGUUGAAGAAGUAGGAGAAGUAGAAGAAGAACAAGAAGAACAAGAAGAGGUUAUUGAUUCAGCUUCUGCAGAGAUACCCAAUGGUGAAAUCUCCAAUGGAGGUACUGUCUUAGAGGACAGUUGUGAUGUUGGCAAGAAACCAGAUAUGCCCAUUUAGUUUUUUUUUUUUGUUCUGUUUUUGGUGUUAACAAUGUUUGUUGAACCUUUUGCUUAAGUUGAUUUACUUCUUUAGACCAAUAAUGUGAAACAUGUAGAUAUUAAACAAUAAUAGCUACU